AUGUCCAGCACUGCUGGCCCAGAGCCGACAAACACGGCCGGCCCUGGUUCCGCCCAGCGAAAAGAAAACCAGAGCAUUGAGAAUUUCGCCGCCUCCCUCUCGACCGCCGCUGUCAUUUUCGGCGUGCAGAUUGCCUUUUUCCUGAUUCUGAGCGGCAACUGGAAACUGCAUAAGAGAAGAUCCAAGAAACUUGCGGAGGACAUGAACAAGGACGGAGUAUCGCGACAGAGCCUCUUCCACAAGAUCUACUACUACAAGACUGCCUUCGUCCCUGUCGCAAAACGCAUCGCCGCCCCAGUAACCGCAAUCGAGUCUUUCAAGAAUGUCUUUACGAUUAGCGAUUCCGAGCUCAUUCGCAUCGCUGGUGUUGAUGGCUAUCUCUUUCUCCAAUACCUCCAACUUUUGCUGCGCAUAUUUAUCCCAAUGGCUCUUGUUAUCCUCCCAAUUCUCUUGCCUCUAAACCGACUUGGCGAUGUACCCGACGUAGCUGGCUUGGAUUCGUUUGCCUGGCCAAAUGUUGGCGUACCAGGAAAACACGGCCGAUUGGUGGUGCAUUUGGUUCUCGCCGUCUGCGUUAUCUGCUGGGUCUGUUUCAACUUCUACCUGGCGCUCAGACAGUUUGUUCGCCUGAGACAGACUGUUCUCACCCGACCAGAUCAUCGUAUUCGGGCUUCUGCUACCACGAUUCUGGUCCAAAGCAUUCCUAAAAAGUGGCUCACUGUUGCUGCUCUCGAUGCACUUUACGACGUAUUCCCAGGCGGUAUCAAAGAUAUCUGGAUCAAUCGCGAUUAUGACGCCUUGAUGGAAAAGGUGGACGAGCGGAUCAAAGUCGCGCGAGCCCUCGAAGCCGCCGAGACGAACCUCAUCAUCGAAUGCACCAAGAAACAUAAGAAGAUGCAAGAAAAGGCAGCAAAACAAGCAGGCGAGAAAAAGUCUAAAAAGGAGAAAAAGGAGGAAGAAGCCAUGCGGAACCUUGCUAUCAACCAGGAGACGCAUGACCACGGUGUCGAUGCUGGUAACCCGCACGAAAUCGAGCAACAGCUUCAGAGUGUUCUUGCCGAGCCCGGUUCCUCAUCAUCUUCGUCGUCUUCAUCCAGGUCCUCUUCUCCAAGUCGCAAGCGCGGUAUAAUUCCUAUUCCUUUGUUUGGCGAAGGCAUACAUGCAGUUGGUGAAGGAUUUCGUGGGGUAGACCGAUUUAACAAAAAGAUGUACGGCAAUAUGCGAGGCGUCUUUGGUUCGAAACGUCAUCGCAGCAAAGCCCCAAAUUCUGAGCAAGAGCAAGCUGCUGUUGAUGGGCCCAACGACAUUGCCCAAACUUCACCAACUUCGGCCGAGUAUAAUCUGAGAGGCGCAAGCAGCGACACUCAAACUCCCCUAGCAAACAAAGAAAACUACUUCUCUGACGACCAUGCCUCUGAUGUGGACUCUCCGGCCCAGGAUCUCAAAGCACCUGCGGUCGAGGCCGAGGAAGACGAGAAACCCCCUGCCAAGGUCGGAUGGAGCCAGCCUAUCAAGAAACUCAAAUCUAUAUACGUUGGCCAAGGCGACUUCAUAAGUCCUAAGCCAUUCAAGAACAAUGAAGCGCCACCAAUGGAAGUCAAAGAUGCCAGCAAGAUCAAAUACGAUACGACCGGAUUGUGGGAUGAGGAUUUCAAAGAGGACGACGAAGACGCUCUGUGGCGAAAGUAUGUCAAACCAAAGGACCGAGAGACGAUGCGCCUACCACUGUUCAAUUUUUCAUGGUGGCCUUCUUUACCACUGAUUGGGAAAAAGGUAGACACGAUUUACCACUGCCGCAAGGAACUUGCUCGCCUCAACGUCGAAAUCGCAGAUGAUCAGGCCCAUCCGGAACGGUUCCCCUUGAUGAACUCUGCUUUCAUUCAGUUCAACCACCAGGUUGCGGCCCAUAUGGCAUGCCAGUCUCUGAGUCACCACAUUCCCAGGCAGAUGAACCCGCGGACUGUUGAAGUCAAUCCUAACUACGUACUUUGGGAAAAUCUCACAAUGAAGUGGUGGGAGCGCUAUCUACGCUUUUUUGGCGUCGUCAUUCUCAUCGUCGGACUUGUCAUCUUCUGGGGUGUACCUGUCACAUUUACCGGAGCUUUGUCUCAGAUCGAUACCCUCACCUCGUUACUCCCAUGGCUCGGCUUCAUUAAUCGUCUUCCCGACUGGGUAGUCAGCUUCGUACAGGGUGUGUUGCCACCUGCGUUUUUGGCCAUUCUCUUCGCUGUACUGCCUCUUGUUCUACGAUUCCUAGCGGGUGUCACUGGUACAACGACAUCUGGUGAGCGCGAGUUGCUUGUUCAAAACUUCUACUUCGCCUUCGUCUUCGUCCAAUUGUUCCUCGUGGUAUCCAUUUCCACGGGUAUCACGACGGCCAUUGACGACCUCGUUAAUGACCCUCUCAGUGUUCCGCAAACACUAGCCAAGAGUCUACCCAAAGCCGCCAAUUACUUCUUCUCUUACAUGAUUCUACAAGCACUCAGUAUUAGUUCUGGUACUCUGCUGCAGAUUGGCGCCGUCGUUGUCAUCAUCUUCCUCCGCUUCAUGGACACGACGCCUCGACAGAAGGUUUCAAGAGUGUUGCAAAGACCUGGAAUUAACUGGGGUACUAUGAUACCCGUCUACACCAAUUUUGGUGCAAUUGGUCUUAUCUACUCUGUCGUGGCACCCCUGAUCCUUAUUAUGAUGUUGAUCACCUUCUGCCUCUUCUGGUUCACGUACCGCUACCAGAUGAUCUAUGUUAGUUACGCUAAAGCCGAAACCAACGGUCUCAUCUUCCCCAAGGCCGUCAACCAGCUAUUUACUGGGCUUUACUUCUUGGAACUUUGUCUCGUUGGUUUAUUCUUCCUGCAAGAAGACGAAGCUGGCAGACAGUCCUGUUUCCCUCACGCCAUUGUCAUGAUUAUCAUGCUCAUCCUCACUGCCCUUUUCCAGAUGGUGCUUAACAGAGCGUUUGGACCACUGUUCACAUAUCUUCCUAUUACGUUCGAAGACGAGGCGGUACAGAGAGAUGAAGAGUGGCAGCGAGCCCAAGCCAGUCGAUGGAAGCAAGCGGAAGAGCACACGGCUCUCACCGCUCAAGAAGACACUCAGUCGACUUCCGGAGAACACGAAGAAACCCGUCUUGGAGAGGGAAAACGUCGCGAGUCCCAUGGCCAGGAGGCCUAUGAGUUGGACAAUCUGGACAACGACAUGUCGGGUGCAAUCGGUCGAUCGCCAAACCCAAGUGGUGGCCGUGAUCCAAGCCGGACCGGUCGUUCCCGCCGCAGUUCCAACUCGCGCUCACAGUCGCGACACGCCCGUUUGCAGCGUAAGCAGAAGGAAAAACACGACCCAUUCGAUGUGAUUACCAAUACACUUAAGAAGGGUCUCGACGACGUCGCCAAACCCAUGCGCGAUGCCGAAGCACAAGUUCUUCCUGCUGGUAACCUGUUUGACGAGGUUGAUGAUGAACUUGCAGACAUUGAACCCGAAGCUCGUCAGAAGCUGAUUAAGCGAUCUUUCCAACAUCCCGCUACGCGUGCUAUCCAACCUGCAGUCUGGAUCCCACAUGACGAGCUUGGUAUUGCUAAGGACGAGAUCGAGCGUACAAGUGCUUUCACAAAGAGAAUAUGGAUCACUAGUGUGAAUGCGCGAUUGGAUGCCAGUGGCAAUGUCAUCUACAAAGGCUUACCCCCUGAUCGAGACCCUUUUGAGAAUAUUGAGGUCUAA
Bipolaris zeicola 26-R-13 is the source of this 3714-nucleotide messenger RNA. RefSeq lists its product as uncharacterized. NCBI's taxonomy places the organism in Eukaryota, Fungi, Ascomycota, Dothideomycetes, Pleosporales, Pleosporaceae. The record is from RefSeq and is a predicted model, not a curated record. Gene Ontology annotation, molecular function: calcium-activated cation channel activity. Gene Ontology annotation, cellular component: plasma membrane. The transcript has 3 exons. The coding region runs from base 1 to 3714 and encodes 1237 amino acids.